Ciona intestinalis (vase tunicate) is the source of this 1841-nucleotide messenger RNA. RefSeq names its product 2-phosphoxylose phosphatase 1. Gene Ontology annotation, molecular function: phosphatase activity. Gene Ontology annotation, biological process: chondroitin sulfate proteoglycan biosynthetic process; dephosphorylation; glycosaminoglycan biosynthetic process. Gene Ontology annotation, cellular component: Golgi apparatus. The record is from RefSeq and is a predicted model, not a curated record. NCBI's taxonomy places the organism in Eukaryota, Metazoa, Chordata, Ascidiacea, Phlebobranchia, Cionidae.
AUUUUCUUAGGAUAGUCAAUGUUUUUGAUAAUCAACUAAAAUAAUGUUGUGAAAUAAAAGCAUACGACAGGCCACAGCCUGAAUAUGAAGAAAGCCUCUACAAAAUGGAUGCUAUUUGCAACUGCCCUUAUUUCCAUAUUCUUAGUAACAAUGUGGACUUUGCAAUAUCGUUCCAAAGAUCAUUUUAAAGCAAAACAGCUAAAUACAGAUCAUUCAUAUAAGCUGGAAAGUGAAAAAGAACAACCCAAAACUACAACCACUCCUGCUCCUUUGGUCCCACACACACAACCUGGUGUUCGUGUUAAAACUAAAAAGGAGGUUAAACCUAAUCCUGUUGAAUACUACUGCAAUUUCCCCAACAGCAAUGACAUAUUUAAGAUGCAAGAAGGUAAUGGCCAAAAAGGAUGGAAAUUGAAACAAGUGCAAAUAGUGAUCAGACAUGGAGACAGAGCACCUUUGAAUUUGAAUGUGUACCAUAAAUUCAGAACCAAAAACCGCUUUUGUAAUAUACAUUCAAAUUUCUACUCUGACACAUUAAAAUUGGUAUCAAAUUAUAGAAAUAGCAUAAUGAAGGAUCAAAACUCACAACAUUUACCUUAUUUCGCACAACCUUUGCCCGAAGGGAUUGUCUGCAGUCCAGGCCAAUUAACAGUCAUUGGUGCAUUACAACAUUUACACAACGGUUUGAUGCUGCGUGAGGCUUACAUUCGAAAGCACAAACUGGUAGACCCUGCCACUCAAGAUAAAUUUGUCUAUGUUCGUUCCACUCAUGUUCGACGCACAUUUCAAAGUGCUGUUGCUUUCUUGUAUGGCUUUUUACCUAACUAUCACCUUCAAGACAUUCCAAUAACCUUUACAAUGGGUCCAACAUUUUGUGAGAAACACUGUGUGUGCCCAAUUGUUAAAACCUUGGAAAAGAAGGUAAAGAAAACUCAGUACCAAAAUUACUUAAAAAGGCAGAGGAACAAUCCUAUUAUAAAGAAUAUCUCCAGAAUUACUGGAAUUGGAGAUCACACCGGACCCCUCAUGGAUUCGUUGGUAACAGGGUAUAUCUGCAAGCAAAUUCCUUUGCCAUGUAAUGAAAAUGGAGAGUGUGUGGAGCUAUCUGAAUUAAAUGUUGUAAUGAAUGAACAAGAAUAUCUAAACAGAGUUACCCGACUAGAGUCUCCUGCAAGAAAUAUAUCAUUGUUACAAAUUCAACCUUUUCUGGAAAAUAUCACCAAUCAUAUGAAACAAGUUGUGGAAGAUUCAGCUGCUCAAAGAAAAGCAGUUUUGUAUUCAGGGCAUGACCUGACUCUUGCACCAUUAAUUCAAGCACUAGGCUUGCCAGAAUAUAGGUGGCCAAGAUUAGCAAGUCGUUUGGUGUUUGAGCUUUGGCAAGCAACAGAUGGUAUGCACUUUGUAAAAAUUCUUUUCAAUGGCGUUGAUGUUACCAAUGACACUGCUUUUUGUCCAGGUAAAAACAAGCCAUGUUCAUAUAACUCUUUUAUGCAAUUCCAAAGGGACAUAGGGAAAUAUUUUGGAUUUGAUUCAAGAAGUUCUGUAUGCAAAAGCUAAUACUGUCCUGCUACAAGUCAAUCAAAUGAUAUGUCUACUGUCUCUUUAUUUAUUUUAUGUACCCAAUAUUCCAUUUGCCAUAUUGACUUUUUUUUCUUCUAUUUGCACUUUAGAGUUAGAAUUUUUUUACUACGCUGUAUCAUUAACAAAUUUAGAAUUUUUUUAUUAAGCUGUUUCAUUAACAGAUCUAUAAUCUUCAAGUGAAGGAAAUUAUGUUUUCAAGUGUAUUUUUCUGUAUUUCCAGUAUUGCAGUAAGAAGUAAUAAAAGUGUUGGACAUGCUAAA